CGCGUCUUCCAAUCUCGACAUGUAACGUCACGUCACGUGACACUAGAGCACGCGUCACGUGGUUUCACCGUUCAUGUGAUUUGUGUUUUGACUUCGCUGCCAAGCCAUGGCCAACAGGUACCCGAUUGUGGUGCAGGGCGAGGCGUCAGAGACAGACUCCGAUGAAGAAGUCUACAUCACGUCCCUGUCUGCGCCCCAAACUGUGUCAGUGGGAGCCAAGGUUCCUGGGGAGGCGUCUGAGACAGACAGCGAGGAUGAGCCGGAGCGGGCGGACAGAGAGCCGAGAGCCGACACGAGUGCAGCAGCGAUCCAGGAGAGCGCUCAGAUACUGAGGAGAGACCUGCCUCCUCUCAUAGUAGUCAGAGACCAUCCUGAUAUACAGUCAAUAGUGGAAGACAGGCCGAGCCCGACCCACAGACCACAAGGUGACACCCUGCUACAGCAGAAGCUGCAGGAGUCUAACAGUCGGCUGUACUCUGAUGUGGGACACGCACUUCGGCAGGCUUAUGGCAAUGCCAGCCGAGAGGUGCGCAGUGCUACAGCUCAGCUCAAUGCCUCACAGAGUGCCAUUAUCAAUACUUCUCACAGCAUCAGAUUAAUACUCGAUGACCUGAAGGCUGUGUCGGAGAAGAUAGACAUCAUCACCAGCUGCCAUCUCCUGCCUGAUAUUAACAUCAGUAAUCCAGUUAAUAAUACAACCCCCGUGCCUUAAAGAAUGAGCAUUAUUAUUAUUAUUAUUAUUAAACGUAUCGGUUAUACAUAGAAUUAUAGGUAUAUUGGAGAGAGGGACAGUUUUUCCUCCACAGUAGGUUUUCAAAAUAUAUUACAAAUUACAAAUAGUACAUACAGUACACUUAUGAACAGCUUCAGGUUACAUUUAAACCUCUGGUUCAGCUGUUAAAUAUUGUUUGUCCCUGUGCUGAGAUCUUCAGAUAAACUUGUAAGACGAUGGAGUCAGUCUGAGUAAGAAAAAUACAUGCACAUCGGUUUUGGGACUUUUUGCCUGGAUUACACUUUUGUUUACAUUUCACAUUUUUACUGUUUGUUGUUUGUGAAAAUAACUUAAACCCAAUGUUAUCGCUCCAUAUCAGCUAUAAGAACAGGUUUAUACAUUGCUCUGUGCUCCCCUGUUAUAGGCAGGU
Molecule: messenger RNA, 1142 nt
Organism: Myripristis murdjan (pinecone soldierfish)
Lineage: Eukaryota; Metazoa; Chordata; Actinopteri; Holocentriformes; Holocentridae
Gene: bloc1s3
Product: biogenesis of lysosomal organelles complex-1, subunit 3
Exons: 5
Coding region: 107-712 (201 amino acids)
Cellular component (GO): BLOC-1 complex
Source: RefSeq, a predicted model, not a curated record